Molecule: messenger RNA, 2794 nt
Organism: Ictidomys tridecemlineatus (thirteen-lined ground squirrel)
Lineage: Eukaryota; Metazoa; Chordata; Mammalia; Rodentia; Sciuridae
Gene: Supt3h
Product: SPT3 homolog, SAGA and STAGA complex component
Biological process (GO): transcription by RNA polymerase II
Molecular function (GO): transcription coactivator activity; protein heterodimerization activity
Source: RefSeq, a predicted model, not a curated record
CAACGCAGUCUUGCCCACCCCCGCCCCGCCGAGUGGAGCUCCCGCCAUCUUGCCCCGCCCCCCAUAGCCCAGUCACCUUUUCCCUUUCUACACUCUCUGUCCCCCACUCCGUCCCUUUUCAAUCGUGUCCCAGGCUUCAGCAGCAGAAACCGCGCCAUCUCUACCCCUACAUUCUCCACGCGGGACGCGCAGCCGUGCCUACAAGUGUCCUUAAAGCAGAGAUGAAUAAUACUGCAGCUAGCCCAAUGUCUGCUGCCACUUCAGGUAGUGCAAGAAGUACAGGAAAGGCUAUUAGCUUUGCAGCAGAAUUGCAGAGUAUGAUAGCUGCCACACAAUUUUAUAUCACAUCAGCAAUGUGGAAGAUUUUCAAUUUCUUCACAUCCAGCCUAUUUUUAAAAAGGAUGAUUAAACUAUCUUUUCUCCAGUUUUCUUUAGGAGAUGCUAGGAGGCCUCUUUAUGAAACAGCAGUUUUGGUAGAAGAUGUGGUGCACACUCAGUUAAUUAAUCUGUUGGCAGAGAUGUGCCCUCCGAGCCGAGCUUCUGCCCUCUGUGCCGACAGCAAUCCCUGGGCGUCUCUCAAUCCUUUACAGCAAGCUGCUGAAGUUUCUCAGCUGCGGGGAGCAAGAGUAAUCUCUCCUGAAGAUCUUCUGUUUUUGAUGCGCAAAGAUAAGAAAAAGCUUAGAAGACUACUAAAAUAUAUGUUUAUUCGAGACUACAAAUCAAAGAUCGUCAAAGGCAUAGAUGAAGAUGAUCUUCUAGAAGAUAAACUAAGUGGCAACAGUAACACAAACAAAAGACAAAAAAUUGCUCAGGACUUUCUCAACUCUAUUGACCAGACAGGAGAACUUCUGGCAAUGUUUGAAGAUGAUGAAAUUGAUGAAGUUAAACAAGAAAGAAUGGAGAGGGCAGAAAGACAGACACGAAGUAUGGAUUCAGCUCAAUACGCAGAGUUUUGUGAAAGUCGACAAUUAAGCUUCUCCAAAAAAGCUUCCAAAUUUCGAGACUGGUUGGACUGCAGCAGCAUGGAGAUAAAACCCAACGUUGUCGCUAUGGAAAUUUUAGCUUAUUUAGCAUAUGAAACAGUGGCACAGUUAGUGGAUCUGGCUCUUCUUGUGAGACAGGACAUGAUAACCAAAGCAGGGGACCCCUUCAGUCAUGCCAUUUCUGCAACUUUCAUUCAGUAUCACAACUCUGUUGAGGGGUCUUGCAUGAAGUCCUGCCCCGACUCCCCUGAGAACACACCACCUCCUACACCAACAGCUCCAUCAUCUGGAUCCCAGCACUCAGGGAGAACCACAUCAGGAUCCCUAGGGAGUGGGAGUGCUACACAGGACUCCACUAAAACCAAGCAGAGGAAGAGAAAAAAGAGCACUGCGGCCUGUGGUGUUGAGGCUCACAGCGAUGCCAUCCAGCCCUGCCACAUCAGAGAGGCCGUUCGACGCUAUGGCCACAAGAUUGGCCCCCUUUCCCCAUUCACAAUUUCUUUUUCUUUGACAGAGUGCCUACCGCAGAAAUGGGAUGGCUUUUCUAGCCUGUUGAUGUGACUGUGCCUGCGAUGACUGGAAAGGCAGUGUUAUACUGAGGUGAUCUCUUGAACAAAAUAAAAGUUUACCUUCUCCAUGUCCUAGGGAGUGGAAUGGCUUAUUGUGACUCUCUACUGGCUGACUCCUGCUCUUUUCCAGCCCCCUCAACACUUUGUCUUGUUUACUAGAUGGACCAUUUAGCUAAUAAAUGGCAGGAUGUUUAGGAUAGCAUGUAGGUGGACAAGAAUGUAGAUCACACGAUUUUGAAAUUUUAAUUUGGCAUGGAUUUGCUACCCUCAACACCCGUAUCCUAAAAGCAAUGUCUCCCCACCCCACUGUGUUUGGUCAGUGUUUAUUUGAUACCUUUAUAAUCCAGGUUUGAGACAAAGGAGACAAAAUUAAAAGGACAGUUGAUCUUCUCCUCCCACUGUCCUACCAGCUUUACUUUCCAACACUUGUUGACUGCAUCUGCAUGUAUUUUACAGAUACCUGUUUCUUUUAUAGCUAAUCAAAGAUCUAAUUGACCUGCUGAACUGCCUUUUUCCCUCUCUUCUUCCCUCAUGUACUAUAUCUGAAUAUGGGUCAUUUCCAUGCCUUUUUCCCAUCUUCCUGCCAUGUGUUUCUCCUCAUACAGAACUUUUUCCAACAUUUCCCUCCUUUCCCCUGGUCCACUUGCCAGGGCCACCAUCCUAUCCAUUCCCUGUCCUAUCAGAAGCAGUAGAAAGGAGCAGAAAAGCUUGCUUCCUCUCUUCAGCAUCCCCACCCAGUUGGAGACUAGGCAGCCACAUUGCUUGCUGGGAGCAGCUGCGCUACCCUCUGGCAUCUGUGUUUUCUGUGGUAAAUGAGGAACUGUUAACUCCUGGGAACAAACCAAAAUAUGGCAGAUGAAGUUGUACAGUUCCUGAUUAAACAUGAAUUGCAAAAAAGGAAGUUAUUUCUUUAAAUUCUGUGGGAAUUUUGUGUAAUUUAACUUUUAUCAUGGUUUCACAUAAACCAAAACAGUCUUUUAUAAAGAAUUAAUAAAAACAGAAAUGAGAAGCGUGAAAAUUUUUUUUCCUUGGGACCAGAUCAUUGAGAGUCUCGGUGUAAUUGUGCCAUGUUAUUCACAUUUGUUAACUGUCAUUUACCUGUUCUAUGUUAAUACUCUUGGAAAAAAAUCUGCAUGUCAGAAACAAAAAACAGAUAUAUAAUAUCAAAAAAAUUGCUGAAUGGUUUUGAUAUUGCAUCUGUGCUGAUUGAAAUGUACAAUUAAACUUUUCUUUUUAUCAUCA